This is a messenger RNA of Pimephales promelas (fathead minnow), 3154 nucleotides long. It is a transcript of the gene znf106b, whose product is annotated as zinc finger protein 106b. The record is from RefSeq and is a predicted model, not a curated record. NCBI's taxonomy places the organism in Eukaryota, Metazoa, Chordata, Actinopteri, Cypriniformes, Leuciscidae. Gene Ontology annotation, molecular function: RNA binding; SH3 domain binding. Gene Ontology annotation, cellular component: cytosol; membrane.
UACAGCAGUGUGGCCAUCAUGUCCGUCCAGUGAAAUAUAUAGGCACCGAUAAAUGUAUAAAAUGAAAAUUAGCGAGUUGUGUUUUUUAGUCCUAUUUCAUUCAUACAGACAGUCCAUCAAAUCUCAAAAACAGGUGAUAGCUAAUUGUGUUUAGGAAAGUCGCCUAGGCUCGUUUCAACUCGUUUCGUUUGUGUUGCGAUAUCUGGCAACAAUGUUUUACAUGUUCUGAUUAAGCACGUGGAUGGAUAACGCGGCAUACUGACAACAACUACUAAAAAAAUCAGUUUUGGUAAAUAACAGGCAGCCAUGAAAUCCAGAAAGAAGAGGAAAAAGUCCGAGAAAACCUUGAUACCGGUGUACACAAAAUGUUUGAUCUGCGGCAAACAGUACGGAGAUACGAAUUUGGACACCCAUAUGCAUUCUUAUGUCCACCAUGAGGCAGUUGAGCAUCUCAAGGGCAGUGAACAGUUGCAUAAGUGUUUGGCAUGUGAUGUGUCCGUGCUGGGACUAGAGCUGUACAAAGAGCAUAUUGCCACCCAGAAACACACAUACAGUCUGUACAAACUCCAAAACAGAAGAAAAAAAGAACAAAGAUAUAUGAACUACAAUAUUGAUCUGACUGAAGAGGAGUUUUUAGCCCUUCAAAUAGAGAGAAAAACGAAGAUACAAAAAUGUACGGAGACUUGUUUUGUCUGCUGUCAUAUUUUCCCUAUACAGGAUUUGGAUGCACAUAUGCACAGUAUUGUCCACCAUCAGGCAAUUGAGCAACUGAAGGGCAGUCCACAAGUUCAUAAGUGUUGGGCUUGUGACAUGACUAAAACAGGAAUUGCACAGUUUAAGGUGCAUAUUAACACUCUUUAUCACAAAUACAUGCUGUUUGAACUCCAAAAGAUGACAGCAGAUGGACAAACAGUGGACUACAGUGCUGAAAUUGAUGAUGAGCUUAGAGCCCUUUGUUACCAAAGAGAUCAACAAAUGCAAGAGAAAAAGAGAGAGAAAACAAAGAAGUGGAAACAAGCAAAAUGGAAGAAGGCACAGUUGCUGAAAUCGACAAAAAACACAAGUGAAAUUGGAAAUUUAACAAAACCCGUCGUAGGCAAUGAGGAGUUCACAAAUGGCCAGUUGCCACAAUCAUGCCGUCUCUGCGUCUCUUGGGAAAAUCAAAAAGACUUCCCAGCAUUUUUCCAGCUUAACCAAAACCUGCCUAAACAGAGACAAGAGAGCAUACUUGAUAUGGACAGAUCAAACGAGCCACCUGUGAAAAAGCCUCGUCUUGAGAACCCAUCUGAUAAUCUUCCUCAAGAAAUGUCUGCUCGUGGCACACCGACUCCAGAAAUUGAAGAUACAUCUGGUACAUCUGCUCGGCCUACUUGUGCCCCUGGACUGGUCCAAAGCAGGAUGGAGGCCAUCAAACCCAACUUGACAGCAACAAAAGUAACUUUUUCAGCACAGAAGGCAACGACCAAGAAUGAAGCUGUCAUUCCCAAACCUCCACUACAAAAACGCAGUUGUUCCAAGAAGUCUAUGAGGAAAGUUAACAAAGCAGCAUUACAGAGUAAUAAACAGGGCACAACCAGACAAGGUAUGAAUGGGCAAGAGCCACAUGUUGAUUCUCUUCCAUCUGGAUCUUCACUGAAUGAAACGUUCGAAAGCCAGUCUUCAGGAAAUGACUGCCAGGCAGUAGAGGUUGUUGAAAACGUUGGGCCUCAGACUGUGCAUGUUAAGAAAAAGAAAUCAAAUGCGUGUGACGCAGAACAGGGAGAAACAUCAAUGGAGAACAGCUUUGAAACCAACUCCUUCAACAUCCAGAAAAACAAGAAAAAAAAACAAGACAUUUCACAUAACAAUCUGAAUCCCAGGAUAAAUGACAAAACAUCUAGAAAAAGGGACGUGAAGAAGUUGUUGAAGCUGUCUUCAAUAGAAGAUAAGUUGACCAGCUCUUUGGAGGAUGUAGGUGACGAGUUGUUCCUGGCGUACUCUACCAUGCAGAGCGCUUACAAUGAAGUUCAGCGUCUUCUAGCUGUUAAACAACAGGUCACCUCAGAGAUGGCCUCGCUCAGGACGAAGCGCAUAAAGAUUCUGCAGGAUAUGAAGAAUCCCACUCAUUCAGACCAGCAGGUGGAGCUAAAUGACUCCUGACAGCUGCGUGAACCUCUGAGGAAGGAUCCCUCACAGCCAUCCCAGGGAGCCUCACGGAGCAGCUGCACCAUAGGACUCAUUCCCAGGUUUAUCUGAUUCUGGAUUUAACUCUCAGUGAACACAAAUAACCUCUGUGAGCAUGCAUCUCAUCUGAGAGCACAGACUGCAUCAUUGUAACAGACUUUAAUGCAGUUUAAUAAUUGUUUUAUUGCAGUUCACAUUGGAUUAUGCUCUAAUUUGAUCAGAUCAGUGCAGAUUAAUUCUAAAGAAAAAAAGCAAUAGUUUUUUUUUUUCAAAUCUGAUUCUGGCAUGAAAAAAAAUGUAAUUUCUAUCUUGAAAUGUAAAAUUGUUUAAAAAAGGUCACCUACAAUUUGGAAAAAUCAAUAAUUUCUUUUUAGUCGAGAUUGUGUGAGGGACUUUGUCAAGCUACAAGGACAUGAAAGGAGAUGUCACAGACUACGAUCUGAAGAUUCAGGUAUAUUAAAAUUAUUUUCAUAAUAGCGUCAGUAGAAUAUGGACAUUCACUGCCUAAUACAAUAAAUAGUGUAGUAAUAUGGAUUUAUCAGUUCAAAUAAUAUUACUUACAAGACAACAUAUUAGGAUAUUCAUUCAGACUCACUCUGGAAGGUUUUGUAGUUAUUUUCCUUACUGGAAUCUGAAUAAUAUUUUAAAAUGUUGAAAAUAUUUUGUUGUUUCUAUCAUUUGUGUUCUUGCUGCUCCAGCAGAAGUUUGUUCAUCCUCAAGGUUAACCAUGUGUUUAUCCACUGUUUGCAGUCAUGAACGCACAAUCGUUGUACUAUUUUGUGUUGUUUGUUUAUUCUCUGCAAAUCAUGGCUGACAACAAGUGGAUUAAAACAGUGCAAAGUACUUUAUUUAGUUGAAUUAUUUACAGUUGCACAGUAGCACACACAUUUUACAAGGGUGGGUUCAAAUGUGUGUAAUCUAUGGCAUGACAGCUUAAUACAUUUAAUAUGAAUGACAACAAAAUGUCAUCUGAAAGGGAUUGUCUACUAAA